UAUAUGUUCUUUGGGGUGUAAUGUAAGAUACUCUGUUUCGUGAAUUAAUUUGUUCUUGUAGUGGAGAUCUAGCAUUAGUUGGGUUGGGAGUUUGUAAUCUCGAUCGAUCGAUUGACAUGGAGGAGUCGAGCUUCAUGCAGUGGGCGGCAAACACGCUGGACCAGCACACCUUCCCCCCUGCCGCCUCUCUGGUAUACGCUACUGGCAGCUUCCACUGCGGCGACCAUACUGCCGUCCCCUGCCCCUCGCAGCAGGCACUGUGCACAGCCCCCCAGCCUCUGCCGACAGCGGCCGAUGACAACCCGGACUUGGUGGUGCAGAUCGAUAACCAGUACCGGGAUAGCAGCUCCGGCGAUGCAGUGGUCCACGCCACCGUCGCCAGGGGUAGGAAGCCAAUGAGCUGGAAGUCCAGUGCUGCGUCGACGCAGUCGGCCGCGAGAGGAGGACAUAAGCGUGCUGCCGGGAGGAGAUCUGGGAGCAACUUGCAGGGCUCCGCAGCAUCGGCGUCGUCAAUGUCCCCUGAUCCCGCCAAGGACCACACAAUCGCAGAGCGCCGCCGGAGGCAGAAGAUCAACCAGCGGCUCAUGGAGCUCUCCACUCUUAUCCCUGGCCUAAAGAAGAUGAACAAGGCAACGAUUAUUGGGGAUGCGGUGAAGCACGUGAGAGAGCUCCAAGAGAAGGUGAAUAUCCUGGAGAAUAACAACAGGCAUGCUGCCACCACCACCGUCUGCUCCACUGUGCUCAUCCACAAGAACAGACCCUGCCUAGGCGACCUCACCAGCAACUACGGCGACGAUUAUGUCGGUCAGCCGAGCCAGUUGGGCACAUGGCUUCCAGAGAUCAAGGUCCGGUUUUCUGAUAAGAGUGUGCUAGUGCAGAUCCACUGUGAGAACACAAAUGGACUACUAGUGAGGGUACUGGCAGAGGUGGAGGUACUCCGACUUGCCAUCACCCACACCAGCAGCAUGCCAUGCCUAGCUGACACCACCAUCAUCAACAUUACCGCCAAGUUGGAAGAGGGGUUCAACUCAACAAUGGAGGAGAUGGUCAGAAGGCUCAAAUCGGUGCUGGAUCAACAUUAGGGUAUCCACAACUUGUGCACCAUGGUCAAAUGGGUAUUUCAUGUUUUCACAUUGAUGCUCACCAUCAUGGGACCAUCUCCAAAUAGAACAAAGUGGUAACCGAAGUAGCUAGGUGCUCCAAUGCAUCUUUGC
Aegilops tauschii subsp. strangulata is the source of this 1214-nucleotide messenger RNA. RefSeq names its product transcription factor bHLH25. The record is from RefSeq and is a predicted model, not a curated record. Gene Ontology annotation, molecular function: protein dimerization activity. Lineage: Eukaryota; Viridiplantae; Streptophyta; Magnoliopsida; Poales; Poaceae.